UUAAAGCGCACGGAGCUGCCUGCCUGAGUCGCCUUCGGACACAUCCACUAGCGCGUUUCACACCUGGCUCAGACGGGGAAAGGACCACCAUGGGGCUGUUCUACAGCAAGAGCCAGACAGAACCGUCUCCAUGCAACUUGCUCACCGUAAAAAUCAUACAGAUGAAAAAUGCCAGGAAAGCAGACUUGUUAAGUCAAUCUGAUUGCUAUGUGAGCCUGAGCCUGCCAACAGCUUCAGUGCAGCAUUUCCGCACCAAGACUGUCCAGAACAGCAAGAACCCAACAUGGAAUGAGACCUUCCACUUCACGAUUCAGAGCCAGGUUAAGAACAUUCUGGAGCUUAAAGUUUGUGAUGAGGACAAAGUAACUGAAGAUGACCAUCUCCUCACUGUUUUCUUUGAUGUCUCCAAAAUCCAGCUUGGAGAAAACAUUCAGCUAAGUUUCCAGCUGAAUCCACAGGGAAAAGAGGAGUUGGAGGUUGAAUUCACAAUGGAGAGCAGUCCAGAUCCUCCUGAAAACAUUAUUACUAAUGGAGUUCUAGUGUCUCGUGAGGUUUCCUGUUUGGACGUGCAGGUGAAUGACGGGAGGCUGAGGAAGGACGCUAUGGAGAGAAAGUUUGCACUAACUGUGGACGGGUCGUAUGAAGGAACCCAGAUGCACACGCUGAGCUCCUGCCUGUGCCCGACGUCCCCGGCCAGGUUCCACUACAUCAAGUACAACCAGUCAGCGCUCACUGUGGCUCUGCCGCGGCGCAGACGGCUCAGCAGGUCUAUAUCAAGUCAAAAUGAAAGGGAUAUGAACGAAUCUGUGACUAUACCUCUGAACUUGCUUCCUAUACAAGAGAAAAUAGCAAUAGGAGAGGACAGGACAAUUGACUUGUACACAAAGGCAAAUGAAUGGACUCAGGGUCUGUGUUUCAGACCAAGAAACCUUGAUGCCCGCCUGGGGUUUGACCUCUGCACAGAUGAACAGAAUUUCCUGCAAAACCGAAGGAAGGUAGUUGCUGCUGCACUAAAGGAUGUUCUUCAUCUGGAGGAAGACCUGCAAGAGCAUGAGGUGCCUAUAGUGGCUGUGACCACAGCAGGAUGUGGCAUAAGAGCACUCACUGCCAUGUAUGGUAGCAUUUUGGGUCUCCAAAAGUUGCGUGUUCUGGAUUGUGUUUCAUACAUCAGUGGUUCAUCUGGCACAACAUGGACAAUGACAAAGCUAUAUGAAGAUGCUGAUUGGUCACGUAAGGAUCUUGGGGAAGUAAUUAUUGAAGCACGGAAGCAAGCAGCCAAGUGCAAGAUGGGGGCUUUUUCCUUGAAAAGUCUGAGGAAUUAUUACAGAGAGCUGAGCCAAAGGACCCAAGCAGGACAUAAAACAUCUUUUAUUGAUCUGUGGGGGCUCAUGAUUGAAGCCAUGUUAAAUGAUGGGAAAAGCCACCACAGACUUUCUGAUCAACGUCAGGCAGUGAACCAAGGUCAGAACCCACUGCCCAUCUACCUUGCCCUUAAUGUCAAGGACAAAGUUGCCACCAAAGAUUUCAGAGAGUGGGUGGAGUUCACGCCGUACGAGGUGGGCUUCCUGAAAUAUGGUGCCUUCAUUCGUGCGGAGGAUUUUGGCAGCGAGUUCUUCAUGGGUCGCCUGAUGAAGAAACUCCCUGAGUCACGAAUCUGCUUCAUGCAAGGAAUGUGGAGUAGUAUCUUCUCCAAAAAUCUUUUGGAUGCCUGGCAUGCAUCUGACAAUUCAGAAGACUUCUGGAACAGGUGGACCCAAGACAAAGUGACUGAAAUAGAGGAACAACCAGACCUGCCUGAGAAGCCGUAUGAGAUGGCUACGUGCAUUUUCACUCCUACGAGCGGCCUCUCCACAACGCUCCGGGACAUCCUGACGGAUCGCCCUGCUGUCUCCAAGUACCACAACUUCCUAAGGGGUUUCCAGAUGCACAAUGAGUACAUCCAGGAUGAACAUUUCACAAAAUGGAAAGACACCUUGCUAGACACCUCUCCCAAUGACCUGAGAGGCAACUCAGAACACCUGGAGCUGGUGGAUGCAGCUUUCUUCUUUGAAACCAGUUACCCACCCGUUAUGAGACCAGAGCGGAAAGUGGAUGUCAUCAUACACUUAAAUUACACAGGUGGAUCACAGACAUUGCCCCUGGAGCAGGCUUGCAAAUACUUUGCAGAGCAGGAAAUUCCAUUUCCCUGCAUUGGACUGAUGGAUGAUGAGAAUAACCUGAAAGAGUGCUACAUGUUCGAUGGUGCAGACACCCCAGGAGCUCCUCUGCUGGUUUAUUUUCCAUUAGUGAAUGACAGUUUUCAGAGAUACGUAGCACCUGGCAUGUUACGUACUGCUGCUGAAAUGGAACAGGGCAAAGUUGAUAUCUCCAGUUUCUCCUCUCCAUACUCAACCAGGGAGGUCUCGCUGAAAGCAGAAGAUUUCAACAAGCUUCUGAAGCUGGCUCAUUACAACAUAAUGAACAACGAGAACAUGAUUCUUCAGGCCUUGCGUAUGGCUGUGGCACGGAAGAAACAAGCCCUGAGCCAGCCCUCACAGGCACAGCCCUCUGCUUGAACAGCUUUUCUCUGUUCCUUACUAAGCAUUUACUGAGACAGCAUACAUGUGAUAAAUACUUCACCAUUUUGACAAGGGCCAUGGCUUUCUAAGUAAUCUUCUCAAUCUUAUCCAGAAUUGUGGUAUUAAACUCAGCAGUUUCUGUUGUUAAUACCUUCUCACUGUGAUGUUCAAAAGAUGAAGAUUCAGCUGUGUGUGAUAGGGAAAUAGCAUUAGCUCUCUUUGUCUGCAAUCUCUUGGUGGCUAGUUGCUAAUAUUUUUUCAUAUCCAAAAUAUUUUGGUAUUUCAUUGGACUAUUGAUAGAAAAACCAUAAAGCCCUCUUCAGACACCAAAGGUGGUCAGUAUCAAUUUAAAACAUUUUAUUUAGUUUUAAUAGCCUGAAUGAAAUGGCCUUCUACCUUUAAAGAGGUAUGUUCCCAGGUCCUUCUUUUUGGUCAUGAAUUGUCAUGAAAUAAAUAUUUUAUGAAGGAUGUUUAAUUUUUAAAAUUUGUGUUGGACAACAGAGAUAUAGAUCAGUGGCCAUUUAGGUCUUUGAUAAUCUAUUCUUAUAAAUAAAAUCAAACUUUAAAAAAUUGUUUUGAAGGACUACUGCUAUUUCCUCUCACAGUGAACUGUGUCCUGUCCCAGAUCACAUAUAUGUUCUGCAGUUAUCUCCCCGAAAUGCAAUUUUGCUUCAGCAUCAUCUGGAACUUGCUCAGUACCGUGUAUUGAACCAUUACAAAAUCAGAGAGCAUGUGAAGGGGAUUGCAGGAGGUAUGGUAAUUGAGCACUGGAGACAUGCAGUAAGAUGCCAAUUUUCUGUUCACUGCAUCACAGUGAACAGAACACAAACACACUUGAGGCCAAGAAAGGUCCAGCAGAGAGAAGUGUUUCUGGUGAAUUCUUCCUUAGAGGUAACUGGAGAGAGAGGUAUUCUUUUCUAGAUCUGGAGCUGGUUAAGAAGUUGGUUUUUACUGGUUUUACAUAAAAAAGCAUUGUGAAAGAAGGGCAGAUGCUGGCAUAUAGGAGUUUGUCAAGGGUCAGCUAAGAUAAGCCUUUCAGGACUCCCUCAGAGCCUAAAUAAGUACACAAGAACUAUACAAGAGUAUCUUCUUUCCACAAAUUUUCCAACAAGAUAUAUAGGUAAUUUCUGCCUUAUGUUCUAAAAUCCUGCUCAUUGUUUUAUUUGAGCAGCCACUCAUGAACUCAAACUAAGGUUCCUGAACUGUCAAAAUGGGUAUCAUGACUGACUCCUUAAUGCCUGCCAGGGAGGAUAUAAUUAUAUUUGUCAAAGUCUUCCCAUGACUGCAAAGUUCUGGGCAUUUCAGCAGCUUUGUAAAUUCUGAUGGCUCUGAGGAACUCUGGUGCAGUUUCAAUUCUCAACUGUUGUUCCUUGUUGGAAAUAUUUUUGUCAGGAUUAGAUACUCUGAUUUUGCCUGUGAGCUUUUUCAGUGAUGGUGAACACCUGCUCCUUCCUGGUUUUACCAGCCUCAUACUGGUUGGAAAACACGUAUUCAUGAGACAAUGGAAACAGCUCUCUGUAGAUGUCUUGUACAGCCCACGUUACCUUUUGUAUGUCCCAUCUCAGAAUCUGUGAUGCACCCUAAAAUCUCAGAUGAUCUGAAGGAAACUAGAAAAGUAGCUUUUCAGCCACUGGCAUGGUGUCUCAUAUGUUCACAUUACUUUUGUCCCAAGUGCAUGUUCUGGCAUUACUAUUAGAUUUUCUUCAAGCAGAGGCACUUGACAGCCAAUGUCUGGGCUCUCUCCAGCUCCAUGCCCUGCGGCACUUCCGUGGAGGGAAUUCCUGCAGAGAAAACCCUUGGGUAGGAGAGGUGACAGAGGCCUAGAGAUUGGCCCAUCCUUUUCCUUCCUUGUACUAAAUUGAGCUAGUGAACACAUUUUUUAUUGGGUAAAACACCUCUUUUUGUAUACUUUUGUUAUUAAUAUUUCUGCUGUUACUGUGUGUUUUUUAUCCCACUGUUUUUUGCUUCCAGUAAAUUAUCUC
This is a messenger RNA of Taeniopygia guttata (zebra finch), 4540 nucleotides long. Its product is annotated as cytosolic phospholipase A2 epsilon. The record is from RefSeq and is a predicted model, not a curated record. Gene Ontology annotation, cellular component: cytosol. Lineage: Eukaryota; Metazoa; Chordata; Aves; Passeriformes; Estrildidae. Gene Ontology annotation, molecular function: calcium ion binding; calcium-dependent phospholipid binding. Gene Ontology annotation, biological process: glycerophospholipid catabolic process.